Drosophila rhopaloa is the source of this 3550-nucleotide messenger RNA. RefSeq names its product breast cancer type 2 susceptibility protein homolog (gene Brca2). NCBI's taxonomy places the organism in Eukaryota, Metazoa, Arthropoda, Insecta, Diptera, Drosophilidae. Gene Ontology annotation, biological process: regulation of DNA-templated transcription; double-strand break repair via homologous recombination. The record is from RefSeq and is a predicted model, not a curated record. The transcript has 3 exons. Bases 73 to 3468 code for a protein of 1131 amino acids.
CGAACUGCAACCACAAUAACGUUCGGCACUUGUUUUUGGUAAAUGCAAUAUUAUAGCUGAUUUGGGGACGUUAUGGACCAGGAUUCAGCCCCAGCGAGUCCUAGGACCCGGGAGGAUAAUGCCUCCACAUCCACCCAACGUUCCCGAAGAAGAGAAACACCGAAAUCAGGAAAUCUGAGAUUUCCGGCAGACGAAUUGGCCAAUAUGUAUAAUGCCGACCGUCAGGAUGGUCAACACACCCUGCAAGUGCACAGACAAAAUCGGGUAUUACCUGCCACCAGUGAAUUCGUCUGCUUAGAGGAUCUCCUGUCUACCCAAUCCGAUCCUACGCCCGAGGAGGAGAUCGUCCAAGUGAUACUGAGAGAUUUCUGCUCAUCUCCUACGUUCGUGGAGGAGGAGGACGUUCCCAACUGCGAAUCCCCGCCAUGGUUUAGAUUUCGCAAGAAAAGGAUCAAAACAUAUUGUAGGAAAAGGGUUCUCCAGAAGGAGGACAUACAUGUAGUCAUAGAAAACGAAGAGGAGGAUCGGCUUAGCUGCUCUUCAGAUCUUUCCGUGCAGGAGGAUCUUAAUAAUACAUCUUUAACGGCCGCAGUUUGCAACUUGGAUGCCGAUACAUCGCAGAAGAUACGGGAGAACCUGCAAAAUCUAAGUCAAUUCUUUUCUCUAAGUAGCACCAGCUCGACCCCCAAUAACGCCCACAAACCUGCUGUCCAAUCAAGAAUAGAUCUUCCUCUUAAGUCACGGCGAGAUUCUGAAAAACCUUCAUGUUCCCGGGAACACAAAAACAAUCUUUCACAUAAGGAUUCAACUGCGGAAUGUACCUAUACUGAAAUAAUGAACCUUAAAAACGAACUCCUGGAGAACGGCUUCACUCUUGAAGCCUCUCAAAUCUGUGAUAUUAAGCCGGAAGUUCCAGGAUUGGCUGAUACUCUAUUUGGCGAUGGUAGAACAACUACCGCAAUCAUACACUCUCAAACUGAUAUAAAAGUUUGUGAUAAUUGGUCUGAUGCAGAUUCCUUUAUGGAAAACUACAACACUGAAAAUAUGUCUUUAGAUGAAAAGGAUUCUGAACAAAACACAACUUUGAAAAAUCAAGUUAAAAUGGAAGAAAACACUGACACCCUUAUAUUAGAUGACAUCCCAAUCAGCGAGUGGCAAACUGCAAUGGAAAUCCCCGAAGAAUCAAUUAAAGAAACCAAAGAACCACCCCAAAAAAUAGUAAAAUUAGAGCCAAGCCCCGCUGAAAGCAUUACUUCCCAACACACUUGCGAUAUGCAGUUCCUACAAGAAUUCCACCUUGACGAAUGGCAACCAAUGGAGAUUCCAGAAUUUGUUGGAUUUCGUACAGCGUCGAAGAAAUCAAUUGAGGUUUCCAAAGAAAUGCAAGAGCGUGCUGCCAAAUUGCUGGCUGAUUUUAAAGAGGAGCAAACACAUCAACCCGAAUAUGAACAAGAAAGCAUCGACCCAAAAGUGUCAGAAGAGUUUGUGGGUUUUCGAACAGCCUCAAACAAACCGAUUGAGAUCACUGAAGAAAUGGAAAGUAAAGGAGCGAUGUUCUUGGCUCAGUUUAAAACUGCAGACCAAUUAACUCAAUCGAACGAUGACGUAUUUCUACAGGACAUCGCUUUAAGUCAAUGGCAACCAAAGGAUAUUUCAGAUGAUGUUCCCUCAACCUCGAAAAAACUAACUGCAGUGCCUGAACAUACCAAGAGCAUCGAUCCGAAAGUGUCAGAAGAGUUUGUGGGUUUUCGAACAGCCUCAAACAAGCCGAUUGAGUUCACUGAAGAAAUGGAAAGUAAGGGAGCGAUUUUCUUGGCUCAGUUUAAAACUGUAGACCAAUUAAGUCAAUCAAACGAUGAGGUAUUUCUACAGGGAACCGCUUUAAGUCAAUGGCAGCCAAUGGAUAUUUCAGAUAAUUUUCCAUCAACCUCGAAAAAACUAACUGCAGUGCCUGAGCAUAUCAACACAGAAAAAGUCGAUUCAAUAAAUGCCGUUGACGCAGAAAAAAUACAGCAAUCAAAGCAUAUAAAUGAGGUGGAGCUUCCUGAAAUAAGGACCCCUAACAAAAGUCAGUCGAACAUUCCUCAACUGGUUGGCUUUCGUAAAACGCCUUACAAAUUUUUAGAAGUGGCUGAGGAAAUGAAAAUUAAAGGCGAUAAGUUAAUCGCUGAAGUUGAAUCCGGAUUAUAUCAACCUAGUCAGAAACGUAAUCCCCGGACUCAAGAACUUCCAGGUAAUCAUGGCCAACUUUCCGGUGAAACAGAGUUUGUGGGAUUCAGAACGGCCUCAAAUAAGGCAAUAGUAAUAUCAGAGGAGAUGAAAAGGAAAGCUGCUAAGUUAAUAGCUGAAGUCGAAUCUGAUCAACAAACCCUAGCUGUAGAAAAUGAAACCAUAAAUAAAUCCAAUUUUGAAGGCUUUCGCACUGCCUCAAAUAAACCAAUUGUGGUGUCUGAUGAGAUGAAAAAGAAAGCGGCCCAAUUUAUGUUUGAAUUUCACUCUGGAGAAUCAACUCUGCAAAACGGUUUUGUAGGAAAUAAAACUGAUGAUAUAAGUUUUGUUGGCACAGCCUCAAAUAAAUCAUUUAUGGUAUCCAAGGAGAUAAAAGUCGAAUCAGAAGAAACAGGCCAAAGCGCGCAUAGAAAAUUGCAAACCGAAAACAAUCCAGAAUUCUUUGGGUUCCGAACAGCGUCUAACAAGCGUAUAGAAAUAUCUGAGGAAAUGAAACUUAGAGCAGCCAAAUUAAUGGCUGAUGUAGAAGCAGCGAUUCCAUUAAAAAUUCCUGAGAAUCAACCAUCAAAUAUUAAUAAUACUCCAAAAGAUAGUGAUUCUGAUGUAUCUGGGGAAGAGUUCCACGGCUUUCCGUUAGAAGAUGUCCUUCUUUUUGCGAUGGAUGAUGACUUAUCCAACGACUCCGUUUUUCCCAGGCAAUCUCAGAGAACACAAAACUCAUGUGUGGUUACACCCAAGCUCAGAAGAGACACCUCCGAUGGCAUUCCCUCGAGUGAGAGGCGCCGCAGCGAAAGAAACUCACUCCCACAACAUAAUCAUCCCCAAAGCGGCCUGAAAUUGCAAAAGACGAUCUCGUGCCAUAGUGCACUUGGGACGCCCACCCAAUCGCAGGAGUUAAACACCUUGGCAUCACAACCGAUAGGACAACCGCAACUGGACAAGAGCACCAAGACUUCCGUGAUAGCUCGCCGCAAUCUGUCACUUACCAGGAAUCUGUCACUCACCAAAAGAAGGAAGCGGAGCAGUACGCCAACUGGAACUUCUGCGGGGAACGCUAUCACUCCGGUGAAACCCCGAUUUGCUCCCAUGCCAGCUUCCACUAGUACUCCGCUUGCAGAUAGAAACACGAAUCUGGCCAAGGAGUCUACCAAAAUUAUACCAAAUGCAGAGGAAAUGUCACCGAUUUGCAUGCCACCCAAUAAAUCUCGACGUCUUGGAUUGAGUCGAAGUCGCUAUUAGUUUAUUUUCUAAGAAAUAUAAAUCGCCGGUAGGUUUAUAUUUCGUAAAUUUUUUUUCGUUGUGUAAGUUUAAAAAAACCAUU